Ustilaginoidea virens is the source of this 1428-nucleotide messenger RNA. RefSeq lists its product as uncharacterized. The record is from RefSeq and is a predicted model, not a curated record. Lineage: Eukaryota; Fungi; Ascomycota; Sordariomycetes; Hypocreales; Clavicipitaceae. The coding region runs from base 1 to 1428 and encodes 475 amino acids. Gene Ontology annotation, molecular function: peptidyl-prolyl cis-trans isomerase activity; protein tyrosine phosphatase activator activity. The transcript has 2 exons. Gene Ontology annotation, cellular component: protein phosphatase type 2A complex; nucleus; cytoplasm. Gene Ontology annotation, biological process: mitotic spindle organization.
AUGGCGUCGGCCACGCCGUCGUUUCAAUCACCUAUCCGUACCCUACAGAGCAUUCCGUCGCAAGACUUGAAAACUCACACAUUCGUCAAGCCUGUCAAACUUAUCAACGAGGGUCAUCAUGUGUCCCAUUUCCUGUCUACAAAGGCCUACACAGUCCUGGGCAUCUUCGUCACUCAACUCAACCAUGCUCUAUGUCCCAGACAGGACCCCUCAUCCCCAACGCCCGAGGUCUUUCCCCUCCUGCCAGGAUCGCCAACUUCCACAGGGUCCAUCAGGGCGCUCCAGCGACUGUUGGGUAACAUAGAACGCCUUGUUGAUCAGGCACCUCCGGAUCCAGGCCCUCGUCGCUUCGGAAACGUCAGUUUCCGCAGGUGGCAUGCCCUUGUGGAAGAGAAGCUUGAUUCUUUCCUGAGCGAGGGAAUGCUUGGGGACGUUUUAUCGAUCAAAGGCGGAGACCAGGUAUCUGCCAAGGACGAAGUAAGCAGCUACUUGCUGGGCGCGUUUGGCAGCGCCCAGAGGUUGGAUUACGGGACUGGUCAUGAAUUAAGCUUCAUUGCCUUCCUUGGUUGUCUCUGGAAACUUGGCUUUUUCGAGGAUGGAAAACAAGGCGGCGAAAUCGAGAGGGAGAUUGUCCUCAAUGUCGUCGAGCCCUACCUGAGAGUCGUCCGCAAGCUUAUUCUUACAUACACCCUGGAACCCGCCGGAUCACAUGGAGUAUGGGGUCUAGACGACCAUUCGUUCAUCCCCUACAUAUUUGGGUCAGCUCAACUCACACGUCCCAUCUCCUCCAACAUGGAGCCCAUGCCCCUCGAGGGAUCUGUCAAAGGCGCUCCCAAACCCGCUGAUGUUACAAAACCUGACGUUGUCCAAGACCAGCGCCAGGCAAACAUGUAUUUUUCCGCGAUUGGCUUCAUCAAUGAUGUCAAAAAGGGUCCAUUCUGGGAACAUUCGCCUAUGCUGUUCGACAUUUCGGGCAUCAGGGACGGUUGGGGCAAGAUCAAUAAGGGCAUGAUGAAAAUGUUCAAUGCCGAAGUCCUUGCGAAGUUUCCAGUAGUUCAACAUUUUCCCUUUGGCUCAUUGUUCUCCUGGGAUAUUGACCCUCAUGCAGCUCCUCCGACGCACAGCGUACAUAUGAUGAAUCAACCCCUGGCUGCCGCAGCAACAGCAGCAGCAGCAGCAUUAUCAUCGACAAAUGCAGAACACGGGGCAGGAUCGCCGAGGGCGGUGCCUUCAAUCACAAGGAUCACGCGGGCACCAUGGGCUCAAGCUAGAAUGCCGCUGCCUGCAGAUACGGGCAUUUCCGACUCUAGCACAACACUUGGCCCCAACAGCGGCUCGUUGGCCUCGAGGCAGUCCCAGGGGGAAUCUCAUCGUCGGCCGGAGACGACCGCAGCGCAAGUCACCAUCACAAAGGCGCCUUGGGCAUAG